Messenger RNA from Tupaia belangeri chinensis (Chinese tree shrew), 1176 nucleotides. RefSeq names its product tetratricopeptide repeat domain 1 (gene TTC1). Bases 298 to 1176 code for a protein of 292 amino acids. Lineage: Eukaryota; Metazoa; Chordata; Mammalia; Scandentia; Tupaiidae. Gene Ontology annotation, molecular function: protein binding. The transcript has 8 exons. The record is from RefSeq and is a predicted model, not a curated record.
GGGUGGCGUGUUCGGACCCUGGGCUCACGCUCCUGCAUUCUUCCAUCAGCCGAGAGCGAGACGUUGCCGUAGAGGAGAGUGUCCGAAUUGCCACCUAGCUGUUUAAGUCCCCUUGACCUGAGCUGGGACAAAUUCGACCCUUGCCCUGCUAUAGGGGGUCGGUGGCGUGAUUUUGCUGCGACCAGAGGGCUGGAGUUGAUGACGGGCUGACUCAGCUUCUCGAGCGGUGGUUUGCAAUUGGCUGUACAUGAGAAACAUUGUUUAAAAAACUUAAGUUUCACCUCCCCCACAUUCAGUAUGGGGGAGAAGUCGGAGAACUGGAAGGUUCCAGAGGACCUGCUCAAUGGUUUGAAGGUUACAGAUCCCCAGGAAGCAGAGAAUGCCAGCCCUCAAGUUCCUGAUCCCAAAGGCCAGCAUUCCCAGAGCAAGCCACUCGGGGAGGAUGAGGCUCAAACCCAGGAGGACCAGGGAGAGGAGGAGUGUUUUCAUGACUGCAGUGCCUCCUUUGAGGAGGAGUCAGGAGUGGAUAAGCUUGCCAACAGAGCUGAUGAUGAUGGGAAUUCCUCUGAACUGGAUGAAGAAUAUCUGCUAGAACUGGAAAAAAACAUGCCAGAUGAAGAGAAACAGAAAAGAAGAGAAGAAAGUGCUAGGCUAAAGGAGGAGGGAAACGAGCAAUUUAAGAAAGGAGAGUAUGUAGAGGCUGAAAGUUCUUAUAGUCAAGCCCUUCAGAUGUGCCCAUCUUGCUUCCAGAAAGAUAGAUCCAUUCUUUUUUCCAAUAGAGCUGCUGCAAGGAUGAAACAGGACAAGAAAGAGACGGCCAUCAGUGACUGCAGCAAAGCAAUUCAAUUAAACCCCAGUUAUAUCAGGGCAAUAUUGAGGCGAGCAGAGUUGUACGAGAAAACAGAUAAGCUAGAUGAAGCCUUGGAAGACUACAAAUCUAUAUUAGAAAAAGAUCCAUCAAUACAUCAAGCCAGAGAAGCUUGUAUGAGAUUACCUAAGCAAAUUGAAGAACGUAAUGAAAGACUAAAAGAAGAGAUGUUAGGUAAACUGAAAGAUCUUGGGAACUUGGUUCUCCGACCUUUUGGGCUCUCCACAGAAAAUUUCCAGAUCAAGCAGGAUUCCUCUACUGGUUCCUACUCCAUCAAUUUUGUGCAAAAUCCAAAUAAUAAUAGAUAA